AUGUACAACCCGUAUCAGCAGAGCGGGGGGCCGGCGUACGGCGCGGACGGGUACGGGCAGCAGGGCUACGGGCAGGCGUACGGGCAGCAGGGCUUCGGGCAGGCGUACGGGCAGCAGGGCGGGGGGUAUGAGGCCGGGCCGGCGGCGACGUACACGGCAGGGGCGGCGCAGCCGCUGCGGCCGACGGCGACGGGGUUCGUGAACGCGGCGGCGAGCCGGGGGCUCAACACAGAGCUGAAGAUCCCGCUGUUCCGACUGUCGUUUCUGACUGCGGCGGACCAGGCGAAGUUCGAGACGCUGUUCCGGUCGGCGGUGCGGCCGGGGGCGACGACGAUCACGGGGGAGGACUGCAAGCACAUCCUGCUGCGGUCGGGGCUGUCGCCGUUUCAGCUGGGGCUGAUCUGGACGCUGUGCGACACGAACAACGCGGGGGAGCUGCUGUUCCCGGAGUUCGCGCUGGCGAUGCACCUGGUGAACGGCGUGCUGCAGGGCGAGCGGAUCCCGCGGGCCCUCGACUCGAAGGUGAAGAACGAGGUGAGCAGCUUUGUGGACCUGAUAAACUUCAGUGUGGGGUCGAACUCGCCGCCGCCGGAGGGGCAGAAGGCGCGGACGCCGUUCGACGCUCUGACGCAGGGCGCGGGAACGCUGCAGCCGCAGGCGACGGGCUUCAUGCCGCCGACGUCGUUCGGCGUGCCGCAGGCGACGGGGCUGGGCUUUGGCCAGGCACCCAUGCAGCCGCAGGCGACGGGCUACAUGCCGCCGACGUCCUUCGGGGCAGGGCUGGGCGCGCACACGACGGGGGGGAACGCGCUGGCGUCGCAGAUGACGGGCGGCCUCCAGCAGUACGCGGGCGGCGCGUUCCAGAACUACCAGGCGACGGGGGGGAAGGGCCUCGGCGCGCAGGUCACGGGCGGCUUCGCGCAGCAGCCUGCGGGCGCCAACCCGCUGCUGUCCCAACUGACUGGCGGCCAGGGCUUCCAGCAGCAGCGGCAGCCCACUGGCGCGAACUCAUUGAUGCCUCAGGUCACGGGCGGCUUCCAGCAGCCCAGCAACGCCAUUGGCUCCCAGCCACCAGCGAUGGGCAUGCCACAGGGAUUGUCCCAGGGGCAGUCCGUAGGGCUGCAGGCGCAGGCUACCGGCUUUCUACCACCAUCGCAAUUUGCGCCCACCGCGCCUCUUGCGGCUCAGAAAACAGGUUUUGGAAACAAUGAAAUAUACAGUCAUGCGGCCUUUGCAUCUGGCUUCCCGGCUGGCGAGGAUGAUAAGCUCACUCCUGAGGAAAAGUCCUUGUUCUACAACAUAUUUGAUACCUAUGACACCGACAAAACAGGGCAACUACAUUUCAAGGUCGCCGCUGAAAUAUUUAGAAAGUCGGGGCUCAACCGCAGCGAGUUAGAGCGCAUCUGGAACUUAUGUGACACCAACAAUUCCGGGCAACUAAACAGACAAGAGUUCGCUGUGGGUAUGCACUUGAUAUACCGGCGAAUCAACGGUCACAACUUGCCGCACACUUUACCGCCCAGCUUGGUGCCCUCUAGCACGCGUAUCUUGAACAAUGUGAAAAACCAGCUCAAGGUCAGUUCUAGCAGCAAGAAAGAGCCUACAAGAAUUGACGGUCUAGCUUAUAAGAAUAAUGACGAUGAUAUCUUGCCCAGCUUCAAGAACCGCAGAAAGACCUUCACUGAACCGCGGCAGUCGAAGGACAACAAAACCGUCGAUGACCUGAAGAAGUUGGUUGAAGAAAAGCGUCGCAAGCUUGAAUCUGAGAGGAGUCAAUUAUCGUUGAGACAGAAGGAUCAGCAGAUCAAGGAUGAAGAAACGAUGAGGCAUGUCGACUCCCUGAUGCACCAGAUCAGGAGCCUUCCAAUGAAGAAACAUGCUGCAGUGCCUUCUGAUAUGAAAGCAAGGUUUGACUCUCUAACUAGCAGCAUUUCGACACUGUUCAAUAACAUCGCGGAAAUAGACGAUGAAAUAACCAAUGCCAAGGUGCACUUGUACCGCUUGAAGAACCCAUCAUCUAUCGUUGGAAGCGGGCCAAAUGGUGAAGUCACUGAAUAUGACCAAAAGAAGGCAAGACAAAAGGCAGUUUUGGCUGCACGCAUGGCUGCUCUGACAGGUACUCCAAUUGAAACGCCAUCUGAAGCUGACUUAAGAAGAGAAGAGCAGGGCUUAAACGAAGAAGUUGCUAAAAUUAAAGAAGAGAGUAGGAAGAAUCAGGAGAUCCUCAAUGACAUUAAGAGUUCCAUUACUGAAAUCUCCGCCCCCAUCAGUACAUUCAUAUAUGGGUCUGGAAAUGCUGACAAGGACCCUGCUUAUGAACGGUGGGAACUUGGAAUUGGUUUGGAGCCUGAGGUCUGCGAUUUUAUUCGAAAGCUGAAGGAGACCCAGACUCAAGCCCAGGCACAGGAACAGGCGAGAGCACAGGAACAGGCGAGAGCACAGGAACAGGCGAGAGCACAGGAAAAGGCGAGAGCACAGGAAAAGGCGAGAGCACAGGAGCAGGCUAGGGUCCAGGAACAGGCUAGGGCCCAGGAACAGGCUAGGGCCCAGGAACAGGCUAGGGCCCAGGAACAGGCCAGGGCCCAGGAACAGGCCAGGGCCCAGGAACAGGCCAAGGCAGAUGCCGCAAGCCGCGAGAGUACUCGGAGUCCGGAGGAAUUUGCGAGAUGGCCUCAAGAUCAAAGUCCAUCCCACCCUGGUUUGACAGCUUCUGUUUCCCCCCAGAGCCAGAGUGUGUCUGUCAGCAACAGAGGCACCCCCCAACUUGGUCAACAACAAAUGGGAUCCGGAUUCUAUUCAGACUACCAAUCUGCUGACGCUAGAGCCGCUUAUGUCAGGCAGCAAUCGCAAUUGAAACAGCCUGCCCCGGCUCCGACCAGUACUACUGACUUUAAUAGUGAGGACGAGGAGGAUGAAGAAGAAAGAAGUCUAAGAGAACAGCUAGCAGCUCUGAAAUUGAAGAGAAAAGCCGAGAAGGAGGCGAAGCUCGCAGUCGGUCGGAACCAGACAGGGGCUAGUCAGGAUCCAGCCGUCAGAGCUAGUCCAGAUGAGUGGGACGAACAACCAUCUAGGCCAUCGCAUACACCUGUGUACUCAACGAGCCCGGCAAUGGCUAGUCAGGGAGAGCUACCAAAACAAGGUUCAUCUGCACCACAUCUUCAUCCUACUACAACUGGUGACAGAAGUCCUUUCUUCAAGCAGAAGCAGGGUAGUACUUCUACUUUCGACUUGAAAGCCGCUGAACAACAGCGGCGCCUGCAGCGGGGCUUGGAUGACGGUGAUGGGUGGUCUGACGAUGAGGACUCUUCCUCUAAGCCCACACAGCCGACAGCUACAACCUCUGCGACAGAUAUUCCUUCAUCUGGUGCAGAUUCUGGUGCAAGGGCGCCCGUUUCGGCCGCUCCCGCCUCAAUUGUGCGUCCAGAUGGCUCGACUGCUACACAACCACCGGUCGUUCCGUCGCCUCCUGUUCCGCAACCAGGACCUUCAUCAGGCGCACCCAUCCCCAUCGCUCCUCCGUUACCCACUCUAAACGGGCAGCAAGCAGGCCCAGCACCUUCAGUAGCUCCUACUGGACAUGUAGAGAGAGCCGCAUCGCAGCCACAAAUUAACGAUGGUAAUGAGGACGAUGAGGACUCUGACGUCUUGUCCAUCCCUGAGUCUGUGGAAUCUGAAGAUGGGAAGGACCAGUACACUACCGCGAUCCCGGAGAUUCCAUACAUCCCUCCACCUCCACCACUGCCAUAA
This is a messenger RNA of Eremothecium gossypii ATCC 10895, 3747 nucleotides long. RefSeq names its product actin cytoskeleton-regulatory complex protein PAN1 (gene PAN1). Gene Ontology annotation, biological process: endocytosis; endosomal transport; actin cortical patch assembly. Gene Ontology annotation, cellular component: cytoplasm; plasma membrane; nucleus. The transcript has a single exon. NCBI's taxonomy places the organism in Eukaryota, Fungi, Ascomycota, Saccharomycetes, Saccharomycetales, Saccharomycetaceae. The record is from RefSeq and is marked provisional. Gene Ontology annotation, molecular function: calcium ion binding; protein binding. Bases 1 to 3747 code for a protein of 1248 amino acids.